Stegodyphus dumicola is the source of this 3398-nucleotide messenger RNA. Its product is annotated as pancreatic triacylglycerol lipase-like. The record is from RefSeq and is a predicted model, not a curated record. Gene Ontology annotation, biological process: lipid catabolic process. NCBI's taxonomy places the organism in Eukaryota, Metazoa, Arthropoda, Arachnida, Araneae, Eresidae. Gene Ontology annotation, molecular function: lipase activity.
CCAAUAUGAAGCAGAAACGUGCUCGAUACCGGCUGAGUUUACAUAAGUUGUAGAACAAGCUGUUUAUUGUUUUCUAAGUAUUCCUAAUUUUCAUAUAGAAAAAAUGUUAUUAGAAACGAGACGCACAAUUCUUCUGUUAAGUGCUUUAUUUGGCUUUGGCUACGCAAUAAUACCAGGACUGGAGACUAUUGCUAAAGUGGCAGAUAAUUUAAAUCCUCUAAAUCUUUUGUUUCAAAACAAGUGCAUUGAAAAUCUGGAUUGCUUCUGCACUGGCCCCCCUUUCUACGAUCCCAUAAAUAGACCAAUCAGCCUUGCUCCAACAGACGAUUUGCAAACCAUAUUCCAUCUUUUCACUCCAGCGAAUCCUGAGAACUAUACUCUUCUUCAACCAACUGUGGAAUCCAUAGAAAAUUCAUCUUUUGAUCCGAAUCUGGAAACGAAGGUUUUGAUUCAUGGUUAUCGCUCAGAUUUGGAGGAUGAACAGGACGUGAGAUUCCAAAUGAAAGAUGAAAUUUUGAAAGAAGGCCCUUAUAACGUCAUUGUUGUGAACUGGACGUACAAUAAUGGCCCUCCUUAUCUUCAGGCGGUAGCAAACGCAAGAGCUGUCGCUUUGCAAGUAGCGAAUUUGCUGAACGGGAUCAUAGAAGCCAUGGAUAUCAACGCAGAAAGUAUUCACAUUAUAGGACACAGCUUAGGUGGACAAAUGGCUGGCUGGAUUGGAGAAAGGGUACAUAAAUUAGGGCGAAUCACAGGACUUGACCCAGCUGGACCCUAUUUCCAAGGUGCUCCGAAAGAAGUUCGUCUUGACACCUCUGAUGCACAUUUUGUUGAUGUCAUUCAUACAGACGGAGGAGAAAAUUUUGUUACAGGCCUAGGAAUAAGUGAACCCAUAGGCCAUAUGGAUUUUUAUCCAAAUGGUGGAAGAACUCAACCUGCCUGUGAAAGUGAAAGUAGUUUAGUUGUUGGAAGAUUUGUUAAUGAAGCCUCAAAGAAGAUUUUGAAUUCCUGUUCUCACAACAUGGUAAACAAGUACUUCCUGGAAUCCAUAAACAGAAAAAGCUGCCGCUUUUAUGCCGUUCAUUGCACCAGUUACGAUAGUUACCGACUAGGCGAAUGUACACCAGCGAAUGUUGAAGUGGCAGAAAUGGGUUUCCAUGCCAAGAAGAUUCCAAAGUUGCCAGUGAGAUCAAAAUUCUUCUUGAAAACCAAUAGCACUUCACCAUAUUGCAUUGACGAAUUUUCAGAAUCUUGUGUUGUGAAAAUUUGUUUUGCCCUCAAAAUGCGGCAUCUUUUCAUGCUGGUACCUCUGUUCUUUUGCUUCGCCGAUGCAAAGCUGGAAGGAAAAGAAGAAAUUUCUUCACAUGCACAAGCUAUAAGCGAACCACUAAAUGGGCUUUUCCAGACAAAAUGUAUUGAAAACCUUGACUGCUUUUACACAGGUCCACCUUUCUAUCACCCAUUAUAUCGCCCGAUAAGUUUUGCACCAACUUCCAAUUUGGGUACAAAGUUCCUACUUUAUACUCCUUUUAAUACUACAGAUCCUGAAAUGGUGCAACUAACUGAAGAUUCAGUUCGAAAUUCAACAUUUGAUUCUCAACUGUCUACUAAGAUUCUGAUACACGGAUACACCGUUGAACUUAAAGAGAAUGACAUCAGAUUCGCGAUGAAGGACGAACUGUUGAAGGAAGGAUUAUACAAUGUCAUUAUCGUCAACUGGAGUGAUUCCAAUCAAUUCCCUUACCCCCAAGCAGUGGCAAAUGCUAGAGCUGUUGGCGCACAAGUAGCGAAACUUAUAAAAAUAUUUAUGAGUGAAAAGGGUAUCAGUCCUCAAAGUGUCCAUGUUAUUGGACACAGUCUGGGCGGUCAAAUGGCUGGUUGGGUUGGUGAAAGAGUUCCAGGAUUAGGAAGAAUUACAGGUUUGGAUCCAGCAGGUCCUUAUUUUCAAGAAGCUGAAAACGAGGUUCGACUAGAUAGUACUGAUGCUAAUUUCGUCGAUGUCAUUCACUCAAAUGCAGCCAACAUUUUUAUAGGCGGCUUGGGUCUUCAGACUCCAAUGGGUCACAUGGAUUUUUAUCCAAACGGUGGAAAUAAACAGCCAGGGUGCAAUUCAAGGGAUCAAAUCAGAACAGCUGAUGAAAUAACAAGUUUCGAUCAAUUAAUUGCUAACUCUUGUGACCAUGGAAGAGCCAAUGCCUAUUUUCUGAAUUCUAUCAACAAUUGUCGAUUUAUUGCAGUACAGUGCAGCAGUUACGAGAGCUUUGAAAAUGGUAACUGUACAAAAGAGACUUCUGUAGUCGCUGAAAUGGGAUUUCAUGCGCAAAAACUUCCAAGUCUGAAUGAGCAAACAAAGUUUUUCCUCAAGACAACAGAUGCAUCUCCUUUCUGUAUUGAAGACUGAAACCUAACUCUCUGAAACUUAUACAACUGUCUAGAUGUAUGGUACGCAUCUAAACAGUUAUUCAUGCUGCACAUCUAAACAGAGCAUCAUUGAAAAAUAUGAAGGGGAACUGUUAUCAUAACCGAUUUGAAAGUACUAAUUCUAAAUGAAGUUUUAUAUUUAAAAAAUGUGCAAUGAGUAAUUAGUAACAAACCUUUCCAUUUACUAAAAGAAUUUUAAAUACCAUUUCUUUUAUAGUUUAGUAAUCAUUCUUUUAUUUAAUGCUAAAAAGAGCUCCUCUUUUCAAUUAAUUUGAGCUGAAUUUAGUAAUUACUUAUCAUUGUAAAACCAAAACCAUUAAAUGUAACCUCAAAUUAAUUUAAUUCAUACUUUUUAACUUUCAGCUAUAUGGCAUGUUUUAUGUAAGCAUUGAAAUAUAUCAAACACAGUGAUUUACCUUCAGUACUUGCAUAACAGAAAAUUAAAUUAUUAAAGCUUCCAAAUUCUGCAUUGUUUGUACGCGAAUAAAAGAAUGAUUACUAUGCAAUAAUGUGUUGUUAAUUCUUAAAUAAAUUUUUAUCUGUUUUAUUCAUUUUAACAAACUAAUUCAGUAAGUUUUAUUCCAUUAAUUAUCUGAUUUACUAAACCCAAAAUUUUAAGUUUCCACAAAUUUGAAAUGAAAUGUUUUAUCCUAAGUUCAGAUUUCAGGUGUAAAGGGGUUGCUAGAUGCAACAACAUUUUUUAAUUUCAAAGUAUUUUUUAACUUAAAUUCUCGUUAUUUAAAAUGACGCAUUAAUUUUUUACAGUUAAAUUUUCUUGAUUCUUAAUAUAUUUUGCCCUAACGAAUGCAAUGAUAACUUUUUUCUUUACUAAUGUUAUAAAAUACUUCUGAGCUUGAAAAUCUACAAAGUAAAUGCAAAUAUCUUAGAAGUAAAUUCAGUUAUUCAUGUGUAAAUGUUAUGAUGGAUUUAUUAUAUAUUGUAAUUAAUUACCUUACUUUUAUUUGUUAAAAUAAAAAUCA